AUAACGUUUUUUGCACCCGGCCGGUAUUUUACAGAAGCCAUUUUAUAGUCGGUUGAAAAGGACCGACGAGUUAAAUAGUAUAUUUUCUAGUAUAUAUUUUUUUCAUUUAAAGUUUAGUCAUGCCGGGAUAUUCAGACAGAGACCGUGGAAGAGAUAGAGGUUAUGGCAGCAGUGCUCCUCGAUUUGGUGGAGGCCGCAGUGGACCUCCUCCAUCUGGAAAAUUCGGCAAUCCCGGCGACAGACUGCGCAAACGACACUGGAACCUUGACGAGCUUCCUAAAUUUGAGAAAAACUUCUACAAGGAGCAUCCUGAAGUCACCCGGAGAUCAAUGCAAGAGGUUGAACAGUACCGCAGGGCAAAAGAAGUCACAGUCAAAGGCAGAGAUUGCCCAAAGCCUAUUAUUAAAUUUCAUGAAGCCACCUUCCCAAAUUAUGUAAUGGAUGUAAUCAAGAAGCAGACAUGGGCUGAGCCCACUCCCAUCCAAGCUCAAGGCUGGCCGCUCGCGCUAAGUGGAAAAGACAUGGUCGGCAUCGCCCAAACCGGCUCUGGAAAAACCCUGGCAUACCUGUUGCCAGCCAUCGUGCACAUUAACCACCAGCCUUUCCUCGAGCAUGGAGAUGGUCCUAUUUGCCUGGUGCUGGCCCCGACUCGUGAGCUGGCUCAGCAGGUGCAGCAGGUUGCUGCAGAGUAUGGACGUGCCUCUCGCCUAAAGUCCACCUGCAUCUACGGAGGAGCUCCUAAAGGACCCCAGAUCCGAGACCUUGAGAGAGGUGUUGAGAUCUGCAUUGCCACCCCUGGUCGUCUGAUCGACUUCCUGGAGGCAGGAAAGACCAACCUUCGGCGCUGCACCUACCUGGUGCUGGACGAGGCUGACCGCAUGCUGGACAUGGGCUUCGAACCACAGAUCCGCAAAAUUGUAGAUCAGAUCCGCCCUGACAGGCAGACUCUAAUGUGGAGCGCCACUUGGCCCAAAGAGGUGCGUCAGCUGGCUGAAGAUUUCCUGAAGGAGUAUGUUCAGAUCAAUGUUGGAGCUCUGCAGCUCAGCGCCAACCACAACAUCCUGCAGAUAGUCGACGUCUGUAAUGACGGAGAGAAGGAUGACAAACUAAUCCGCUUGCUAGAGGAGAUCAUGAGUGAGAAGGAGAAUAAGACCAUCAUCUUUGUAGAGACCAAAAGACGGUGUGAUGAACUGACCCGGAGGAUGAGGAGAGACGGAUGGCCUGCCAUGGGAAUUCAUGGAGAUAAAAGUCAGCAGGAGAGAGACUGGGUCCUGAACGAGUUCAAGUACGGUAAAGCGUGCAUCCUCAUCGCGACAGACGUGGCCUCGCGCGGAUUAGAUGUGGAGGAUGUGAAAUUUGUCAUCAAUUAUGACUACCCUAACUCCUCUGAGGACUAUAUCCACCGAAUUGGCCGCACGGCCCGCAGUCAGAAAACGGGCACGGCCUACACCUUCUUUACGCCCAACAACAUGAAACAGGCCAGCGACCUGAUCUCGGUCCUGCGCGAGGCCAACCAAGCCAUCAACCCCAAACUGCUCCAGAUGGCAGAGGACCGAGGAGGUCGUUCCAGAGGCGGUCGGGGAAGCUACAAGGACGACCGUCGGGACCGCUAUUCCAGUGGGGGUAGGAGAGAUUUUGGUAGCUAUAGGGAUCGAGAUGGUGACAGGGGUUACAGUAGUGGCCCCAAAGCACAGAACGGCAGUUACAGCGGUGGCAGCAGCUACAACAAAAGUAACGGUAGUAGCAGUAACUACAGUAGCAACAACUACAACAGUGGGGGAAACCCAAACGCUUUCGGAAACCAGAACUUCCAAAACCAGCCAUUCCAGGGGAACCAGGCGCCAACCCAGAACGGAAUGAACCACCCUCCAUUCCCGUUUAACCCCCCCCAACCCCCCCAACAGCCUCCACAGCCCAUGGUGCCCUACCCCAUGCCCCCUGCUUUCCCCCAGUAGCCUCGAAUCAGACCCCACACACACACACACACACACACACACACACACACACACAGAUACUGAAGUAACUGUUAGUCUUGUUUAAGAUUAAUAUUAUUAUUACCCUUUGUACUGUUUCUUUUGCUUACAGUGAGGUUGGAGGCUUGCUUAUUAGUGCACCCAACCGUUUUUGAGUCCAAGUGAUCUUGGUGUGGCUGAGAAACAGCUGCACACCCUUCACCUCUUUUCUUUGUCCUUGUUUUGUUACAUUCCUCAGUAAUUUAUUUUUACUAGGUAAUGUAUAUAUAUUUUUUUUGAUUUAGUGUAUGUUCACUGCGGUAUGUUUACAAAGUCAAUUCGAGGGCCAUGCAUGGACCCUCAAAAUAAAGAAGGAAAAAACUUAAA
Messenger RNA from Pangasianodon hypophthalmus (striped catfish), 2339 nucleotides. RefSeq names its product probable ATP-dependent RNA helicase DDX5. Gene Ontology annotation, cellular component: ribonucleoprotein complex; cytoplasm; nucleus. Gene Ontology annotation, biological process: alternative mRNA splicing, via spliceosome. The coding region runs from base 120 to 1955 and encodes 611 amino acids. The transcript has 13 exons. The record is from RefSeq and is a predicted model, not a curated record. NCBI's taxonomy places the organism in Eukaryota, Metazoa, Chordata, Actinopteri, Siluriformes, Pangasiidae. Gene Ontology annotation, molecular function: RNA helicase activity; RNA binding; ATP binding.